This is a messenger RNA of Vitis riparia (riverbank grape), 2469 nucleotides long. RefSeq names its product dnaJ protein ERDJ2A-like. The transcript has 11 exons. Lineage: Eukaryota; Viridiplantae; Streptophyta; Magnoliopsida; Vitales; Vitaceae. Gene Ontology annotation, cellular component: Sec62/Sec63 complex. Gene Ontology annotation, biological process: post-translational protein targeting to endoplasmic reticulum membrane; SRP-dependent cotranslational protein targeting to membrane. Gene Ontology annotation, molecular function: transmembrane protein transporter activity; RNA binding. The record is from RefSeq and is a predicted model, not a curated record. The coding region runs from base 190 to 2256 and encodes 688 amino acids.
CCUUCUGUUACGUUUCAACACCUUCACACAAGCUCCAAGAAUACCCUCUCUCCAAAAUUUCACCUUCACAUUGGCGCCAGCGCACGGAAAACCAAUUUCUCUUUGAAUAAUAAGCAGCAGAUCUUGAUCCUCGUCUCCAUUUUGCAGGCAUCAUAACUAUAUACUUGUUAUUGCAAAGAGAAAGUCAUCAUGGCUGCUUCAGAAGAGAACAGUGCAUUGUUCCCAAUUUUCAUAUUGACUAUAAUGGCCCUCCCUUUGGUGCCUUACACUAUAAUGAAGUUAUGCCGUGCUGCCUCCAGGAAAACAAAGAGCAUCCACUGCCAGUGUUCUGAAUGCACUCGUUCUGGGAAGUACCGCAGAUCAAUAUUUAAGCGGAUCUCAAACUUCUCGACAUGUAGCAACUUAACCUUGGUGCUACUUUGGGUCGUCAUGAUCAUCUUGGUUUAUUACAUUAAACACAUAAGCCAAGAGAUUCAAAUAUUUGAGCCAUUUAGCAUUCUUGGAUUAGAAUCUGGAGCUUCAGAUUCAGAAAUAAAGAAGGCAUACAGGAGACUCUCGAUUCAAUACCAUCCUGAUAAAAAUCCGGAUCCAGAGGCCCAUAAAUAUUUUGUGGAGUUCAUAUCUAAGGCUUAUCAGGCUCUCACAGAUCCAAUCUCACGUGAGAAUUAUGAAAAGUAUGGCCAUCCUGAUGGUAGGCAGGGAUUUCAAAUGGGCAUAGCUCUCCCUCAGUUCCUGUUAAACUUUGAUGGAGCAACUGGUGGAAUUCUUUUACUUUGGAUUGUUGGUGUUUGUAUUCUCUUGCCACUGGUGAUAGCUGUUGUAUAUCUAUCAAGAUCAGCAAAAUAUACUGGGAACUAUGUCAUGCAUCAAACUCUGUCUACUUACUAUUACUUCAUGAAACCUUCUUUGGCCCCAAGCAAAGUUAUGGAUGUCUUCAUUAAGGCUGCAGAAUACAUGGAAAUUCCAGUCCGUAGGACUGACAAUGAGCCCCUUCAGAAACUGUUCAUGUUAGUAAGGAGUGAGUUAAACUUGGACCUUAAGAACAUUAAGCAAGAGCAGGCAAAGUUUUGGAAGCAGCAUCCAUCACUAGUUAAGACAGAAUUGUUGAUUCAGGCGCAAUUAACUCGUGAAUCAGCAACCUUAUCACCUGCGUUGCUAGGUGAUUUCAGACGUGUGCUGGAACUCUCACCUCGCCUUCUUGAAGAACUAAUGAAGAUGGCAGUUAUACCACGCACUUCUCAAGGACAUGGAUGGUUGAGGCCUGCAAUUGGUGUUGUUGAGCUUUCUCAAUGUAUCAUUCAGGCUGUUCCUCUCAGUGCAAAAAAGGCAGCUGGAGGAUCUCCUGAAGGCAUUGCACCCUUUCUGCAGUUGCCGCAUUUCAGUGAGGCUAUUAUAAAAAAGAUAGCCCGUAAGAAAGUGCGGACAUUUCAGGAGCUCUCAGACAUGCCCCUGCAGGAGCGUGCUGAGCUGCUUACUCAAACAGCUGGUUUCUCUUCUGCUGAAAUACAAGAUGUUGAGAUGGUACUGGAAAUGAUGCCUUCCAUAACGAUCGUAGUUACAUGUGAGACUGAAGGCGAAGAGGGUAUACAAGAGGGUGACAUUGUCACAGUUCAGGCCUGGGUAACACUCAAACGAACUAACGGCCUCAUUGGUGCCCUCCCUCAUGCGCCCUACUUCCCAUUUCACAAAGAAGAAAAUUUCUGGUUCCUGCUUGCAGACCCCGUGUCCAAUAAUGUCUGGUUUUCCCAGAAGAUGAGUUUCAUGGAUGAAGCUGCAGCUAUAACUGCUGCCUCAAAGGCAAUUGAGGAUACAAUGGAGGGAUCUGGAGCAAGCGUGAAGGAAACAAGUGCAGCAGUCAGAGAAGCAGUCGACAAGGUGAAGGCUGGCUCCCGACUGGUUAUGGGGAAGUUGCAGGCCCCUGCAGAGGGGAAUUAUAACUUGAGCUGUUUCUGCUUGUGCGACUCUUGGAUUGGCUGCGACAAAAAGAUCAACUUAAAGGUGAAAGUUGUGAAACGGACUAGGGCUGGCACCAGGGGAGGUCCUGUGGCAGAAGAGGGACCUAUUUUGGAGGAUGGGGUCGAGGAGGAAGAAGAGGAUGAAGGAGAGGAAUAUGAUGAUUAUGAGAGUGAAUACAGUGAAGAUGAUGCAGACGAACAGCGAACGAGUAAGAAAGGUGCUGUUGCCAAUGGCAAAGCACAUAAUAAAGGCAGCCAAAACCGGUCAAGUUCAGAGUCUUCAGGCACAGAUGAAGAGUGAUAUGAUUGUCUGAUUUCUAUCCUACAUUGAGCAAAUAAUCUUUAUUCUUAAAAAAUAUUUUGUUUGGAAAGGGAACUUAAAACAGAGCCCCUGUAGACAUGGGUCCAGAGGCCCCUCAUGGCUGGUUUUUAAUUACUGAUCUGUGGAACACUUGCCUCUUUUUUUCAAGAGAAUGAUGGGGUUUUAUGCAUUUUAGACCUUGUCUCCCUCUGU